This is a messenger RNA of Arctia plantaginis, 543 nucleotides long. NCBI's taxonomy places the organism in Eukaryota, Metazoa, Arthropoda, Insecta, Lepidoptera, Erebidae. The record is from the annotation of a GenBank genome assembly.
AUGGCCAAGUUUCUAGUCGCCCUUGCCCUCUUGGGUUGCGCUGCUGCCGAACCCCCAGUGGGAUACAGCUACUCCGCCCCCUCAUCGGUGAUCUCUGGCGGAGGUAUCAGCGGUGGCAGCGGACAUUACUCAUCAGUCCCCAUCGGUCACCAAGAAAGCGAAGGCUACCACGUCGACCCUCAUCUCCUCUAUAAAAUCAAGAACAUCAUCUUGAGGGAUGAGAUCCAAAACCAAGGCUCCAGCGGUUUCAGCGGCUCCCACGGCAUUUCUUCCCACUACGGUCCCCCUGCCCCAGUCUACGGUGUACCCCACGACAGAAUCGUUGGCAUUGAGCUCGACCAUGUUCAACAGGCUAUUCAAGUCGCUCAGUACCACCAAGCUGAAGAAGGCUACGCCAGUGGCUAUGCUGGUGGAUAUUCUGGCUACUCCAGCGGCGGUCAUGGAUACUCAAGCGGUGGUGGCCAUGGAUUCUCCACCAUCGGAAUUCCCUCCGGAUCUUACGGCGUCCCCGUCCCCUCCUCUUCCUAUGGACACCCCCACUAA